This is a messenger RNA of Branchiostoma belcheri (Belcher's lancelet), 322 nucleotides long. RefSeq names its product speriolin-like. The coding region runs from base 1 to 309 and encodes 102 amino acids. Lineage: Eukaryota; Metazoa; Chordata; Leptocardii; Amphioxiformes; Branchiostomatidae. The transcript has 2 exons. The record is from RefSeq and is a predicted model, not a curated record.
AUGGAGGCGCGAGUGCGGACAACUGUGUUGGAGACGCGGCUGCGGCACGUGCUGGGGCUGGUGGAGCCGGCAGGGUACGACUGGGCAGUCCACCCCCGGCUGGCUGAGGAACUCGUCAACCAGUGCGGGGUCGUCAAGGGGCGGCUGGACAACCGUACACUGGAGUCGCUGGGCUACACGGACCCCUGCCAGCUCCACCACAUGGUAUCGUCCAUCCUGCCCCCCAGCAGAGUCCGCGGGGUCAUCGUCCUGCUGGACAGUCUUCGCGCCCUCACAGCCAAUCAGGGCAAACCUCUCUUCUCGUUCUGACAUACGUAAAUAC